Molecule: messenger RNA, 561 nt
Organism: Cladophialophora psammophila CBS 110553
Lineage: Eukaryota; Fungi; Ascomycota; Eurotiomycetes; Chaetothyriales; Herpotrichiellaceae
Exons: 2
Coding region: 1-561 (186 amino acids)
Source: RefSeq, a predicted model, not a curated record
AUGUAUCGCGAAAACUUCGACUUCUCUCUUGAACCAAAAGAGAGGCGUCCACGCAAGUACUUGGUUCUAUACCAAAGCAACUUUGAAGAGCCGCUGAGUUCCAAAGAGUAUUUGAAUGACGUGCGGCACUCCAGCGUUAUGUGGCCUGACAAAAAGGCGACAUCUGAGGUUGGCGAUUUUAACGCAAGGAAUUAUAAGUUGGUGCAAGACUAUGAUCCCGAUGGAAAGGGGGAAUCCGCCCCCCCAUUUUGCCUGACCGUCGAGAUGGACCCGGUGGAUGAGGCCGACUUUGACAAAUGGUAUCGAGAAGAACAUCUCGAUAUGCUGCACAAAUUACCUGGGUAUCGUCGAUCGUCCAGGUAUGUAAUUGGGCCAAAGCUGCCUAUCACUGAAGGCGAGCCUCCGAAGUAUCUGGCCAUCCACGAAAUGGAUGAUUUGCGAGGAUUCAUAGGGAAGGAGGCUGAUGCCGCCAACGACACACCCUGGACAGUGAAGCAUAUUAAGGACAGCAAGGUAUUCAUUCCGAGAGGCUGGGAACUGAUUUAUUCGCAAGGGUAUUGA